Messenger RNA from Paramecium tetraurelia, 1332 nucleotides. RefSeq lists its product as uncharacterized. NCBI's taxonomy places the organism in Eukaryota, Ciliophora, Oligohymenophorea, Peniculida, Parameciidae. The transcript is spliced from 3 exons. The record is from RefSeq and is a predicted model, not a curated record.
AUGUAAUACACAGAAGAUAACAGUAAAGAAUUUUCAGAUUUUUCUAUCCUGAAAACCAAAAAUAGCGAAACCCAAGUUGUCCAACCUACUGAAAAUCCACCACCUAUGAAGUUUACUUUUUAAGAGGCUGAAGAAAUUAUUCAAAAAUUUCGUGUCUAUAAACCUUAAAAUAAACAGUUUAAAUACGAAAGCCUACUAAAACUCUAGAAUUGCAAACUCAAAAUCUACAAAGAUUCAUAUUAUUUUGGUUAAUUAGUUAAUGGAAAAAAGAACGGGUUCGGAGUGAUCUUGAGUAAUAAUGGAAGAACAUAUGAAGGGUAAUUUGAAAACGAUAGAAAGCAUGGAUAAGGGUUUGAGAGGUUUCCUGAUGGAGCUUCAUAUCAUGGCACAUACAUAAAUGGAAAACCUGAUGGAGUAGGCAAAUUUCUUUGGGCUAAUGGUGAACUUUACGAUGGGAGCUGGCAAAAUGGAUUAAAACAUGGAUAAGGGAUAUGGAAUGGAAUCAAAGGGGAUUCAUAUGUUGGAGAAUGGAGAAUGGGUAAUCCUCAAGGCUUUGGAGUUCAUGUGUGGGUGAAUGGAGACAGAUACGAAGGAGAGUUCCAUAAUAGUUUAAAACAUGGAGAAGGAAUUGAGUAUCUAAUAAAUGGAGAUGUGUAUAAGGGCUAGUAUGUGAAUGGGAAACCAGAAGGAGUUGGAGAAUAUUAAUGGAGUUCAGGAAGUUACUAUAAUGGCACUUUUUCAAAUGGUCUAAGACAUGGCAAGGGGUUGUGGAUCAAAGAUAGAAAUGCCACUUUAACUGAUAGUUAUGAUGGAGAAUUUGUGAAUGAUAAAAAAUGCGGCUAUGGAGUUUACAAAUGGGCAAAGGGAAGUAAAUAUGAAGGGAACUUUUAUGAUGAUCUCAGACAUGGGUAUGGAAGCAUGUAUUGGAAUGAUGGAUCCUACUAUAUAGGCAUGUGGGAGUAAGGAUAUUAAUGGGGAGAAGGGGAAUACUGUAAAAAAGGAGAGCAACCUAAAUUUGGAACAUUUGAGAAAAAUCUAUUGGUUAGAGAAGAUUAAGAAAAAUUAAUACAAUAUCAUAGUAAAUAACAACCUUAAAUCCGCAUUAGAUAAUAUACAAGUAAAUAAAUUAAUUAGGUUUACAUAGCUAGUUAAAGAAGUGUUAGAUCUAAUAGUCAAAGGCCAAGUAGCUAGAGUUAACAAAGAAAUGUGAGGCCCAGUAGUGUUAAGAGUGUUAAUUAAGUCAAACAAGGAUCGAUGGGCAAUAAUUAAUUUUUUUGUAAGAAAAAGAGAUAACCAUCAUUACCAAAAUAAACAUUUGAUUUCGAUUUUUGA